This is a messenger RNA of Paramacrobiotus metropolitanus, 2113 nucleotides long. RefSeq names its product sorting nexin-2-like. The transcript has 9 exons. Gene Ontology annotation, biological process: early endosome to Golgi transport. Gene Ontology annotation, molecular function: phosphatidylinositol binding. NCBI's taxonomy places the organism in Eukaryota, Metazoa, Tardigrada, Eutardigrada, Parachela, Macrobiotidae. Gene Ontology annotation, cellular component: endosome membrane; endosome. The coding region runs from base 190 to 1734 and encodes 514 amino acids. The record is from RefSeq and is a predicted model, not a curated record.
UUCAUUUUUGCUUGUCACAGCUUGUGCUCUCUGCUUUAAGCUUUCUGAAUGUGUUUUGGAGAUUUGAUCUGGUUUUCCUUUUUAAUUAAUCGUGAGAAUAAACACCCAAGUCUGGCAUCUUGUGCGGCAAUACUAUUAUCUUGAAGCAGGUAAAAAGUCGAUUCGCGAGUUGACUAGCACACCAGUAAAAUGUCGGACGGACGCGAAGGCCCACCUGCAUUUACGGACAUCGACUUUAACAAGCCUGAACCGGAUGAAGACAUGUUCCAGUCUGCUCUAGAGGAAACAACUCCGAGCGAUGAGUUUGCUGCGGCGAAGAACAACCCCUUCGGCGGCGGCAGCGACAUGACACCGCCGGACUUCACCAAGAUCGAUCUGGGCCGGGACAGCCAGAGUCGCGAGGAGGCGGACCGCGACGACGCCUCUCAGACGUCGCUGACGUCGACCACCAUCUCCAAAAUCAACUACGUCUCCGACUCCAGUUCUUCCACCGAGCGCGACCGCGAGGAGCCCUUCACGGCGCCGAAACGUGUCAUUACGGAGGACGAGGGAAAGGAGGAGGACGACAAGUUCGUGACGGUGACGGUGAGCGAGCCGCAGAAGGUGAACGAGGGACUGCAGGCGUACGUGCAGUACAAAGUCAGCACGGAGACGAACCUGGCCGUCUUCCGGCGCCGCAAGUUCUCGGUGGUGCGCCGCUUCAGCGACUUCCUGGGCCUGCACGAGAAGCUGCAGGAGAAGCACGUGCACGUCGGCCGCUUCGUGCCGCCGGCGCCCGAGAAGAGCGUGGCCGGGAUGGCCAAGGUCAAAAUGUCCAAGGGCGACACCACCGCGCCCGACGGCGCUUCCGGAGAAUUCGUGGAGCGGCGUCGCGCGGCGCUGGAGCGCUUCCUGGCGCGCACGGCGCAGCACCCGGUGCUGCGCAUGGACCCCGACUUGCGGGAGUUCCUGGAGAUGGACGAGACGCUGCCCAAGGCCAGCAACACCAGCGCCUUCAGCGGGGCCGGCGUGAUGCGGUUGUUCGGGAAGGUGGGCGAGCAGGUGACGCGCAUCACCAGCAAGAUGGAGGAGAAGGACGAAUGGUUCGAAGAAAAGACCUCGCAGAUCGACAACAUGGAGAUGCAGCUGAAGAAGCUGCACGCCAGCGUCGAAUCGCUCUACCACCACCGCCGAGAUUUGGCCAAUGCGACGGGGAUGUUCGCGAAGAGCGCGGCGAUGCUGGCCAACUGCGAGGAGCACACGUCGCUGUCGCGGGCGCUCAGCCAGCUGGCGGAGACGGAGGAGAAGAUCGACCUGCUGUACCAGGAGCAGGGCACCACCGACUACUACGUCCUGGCCGAGAUGCUGCGCGACUACAUCGGCCUCCUCACCACCGUCAAGGAGGUGCUGCACCAGCGCACCAAGAUCUACGCCAACUGGACGAGCGCGCAGAGCACGCUGGCCAAGAAGCGCGAGGCCAAGGUCAAGCUGGAGCUGGCCGGCAAGCACGACAAGAUCCAGGCCGCCUCCGACGAAGUCCGCGAGUGGGAAGACAAAGUGGAGCAGGGCGAGAAGGAUUUCAACGAUAUUUCCAAGAUGAUCAAGAAGGAGAUGGAGCGCUUCGACAAGAUCCGCGUUAAGGACUUUAAGGAGACGCUGGUGAAAUAUCUGGAAGCGCUCAUGCUGCACCAACAGCAGCUGAUCAAAUACUGGGAAGCCUUCCUGCCGGAAGCGCGCUCCAUUUCCACCGCGUAAAUCCACAAAUCCGGCCGUCCCGUCCGGCGCGGUGCCAUGGGCGAUGUGAGCGGGUGAUUCCGCGGACCAGUCCGAUGAUUUCCGUCAGGCGGUGUUGUUGCGCUCGUUUUCGAUUAACCCUGCAAAUAAUAUUCGCCCUUUCUAAUUUGAUCCGUAUUUUUUUAAUUGAAUAAUCGGUUGUAAUUUUUUAUCUGCGAUUUAACCUCGGUUUCCGUGCUGCGAUCGAAAGCUUCUCGUUUUGCCCGAUAAUUCCAAAGUGUAUGAUGUACUAUACAGCGUAAUUUAUCGCCGGGGAUAUUCUGCUGUUUUUUACAAAAUGCGAUUGAUUUACAACUGUUUAAAGAUGAUUAAAGUAUGUUUUUGAUACAAACCAAGAAAA